This is a messenger RNA of Drosophila simulans, 5746 nucleotides long. It is a transcript of the gene sgg, whose product is annotated as protein kinase shaggy. NCBI's taxonomy places the organism in Eukaryota, Metazoa, Arthropoda, Insecta, Diptera, Drosophilidae. Gene Ontology annotation, molecular function: ATP binding; protein serine/threonine kinase activity. Gene Ontology annotation, cellular component: cytosol; axon; nucleus. The coding region runs from base 182 to 3697 and encodes 1171 amino acids. The record is from RefSeq and is a predicted model, not a curated record. Gene Ontology annotation, biological process: signal transduction; negative regulation of canonical Wnt signaling pathway; protein phosphorylation. The transcript has 11 exons.
GCAAUGUGACUGUGAAGCGCCAACACUAAAUAAAAAGAAUCGAAACUAAGCUAAAAUCAAGAAGUGAUUUAAAAUACCCAAAACAGAAAAACUGUGCCGCUUUAGACGCUUUAUACGUUUCAAAGAACCGAAAAGGAAAUACUCUAACGCCUAGAGUAUUCAACAGACCAUUAAAAACCUGAUGGCAACAACAACAACCACGCAGGCAGCAGGAGCUGCACCAGCUCUCAAUCUAUUGCCCGCCAGCAAUAACAACAUAAAUAAUACACUGAACAACAACAAUAACAAUAAUACUAGUAGCAGUAAUAAUAACAACAACAACGUAAUAAGCCAGCCGAUUAAAAUACCGCUGACCGAGCGCUUCUCAUCGCAAACAUCGACGGGCUCGGCGGACAGCGGUGUAAUUGUUUCCAGUGCAUCGCAGCAGCAACUGCAGUUGCCACCACCACGCAGUAGCAGUGGCUCGCUGAGCCUGCCGCAGGCGCCACCUGGCGGCAAGUGGCGGCAGAAGCAGCAGCGCCAGCAGUUGCUGCUCAGCCAGGACAGCGGCAUCGAAAAUGGUGUCACCACCCGUCCAUCGAAAGCCAAGGACAUCCAGGGUGCGGGAAAAGCCAGUCACAAUGCCACAAGCGCGAAGGAGAGCGGCGCGCAGUCGAACAGCAGCAGCGAGAGCCUGGGCAGCAACUGCUCCGAGGCCCAGGAGCAGCAGAGAGUAAGGGCCUCCUCCGCCCUGGAGCUCAGCAGCGUGGACACUCCCGUGAUCGUGGGCAGUGUGGUCAGUGGCGGCAACAGCAUCUUGCGCAGCCGCAUUAAGUACAAGAGUACGAACAGCACCGGAACCCAGGGAUUCGAUGUGGAGGAUCGCAUCGAUGAGGUGGAUAUCUGUGAUGACGAUGACGUCGACUGCGAUGAUCGCGGAUCGGAGAUCGAGGAGGAGGACGACGGCGUCAAUGUGGACGACGAUGUCGAGGAGGCCGACAACCAGUCGGACAAUCAGUCGGGUAUUAUUAUAAACCUCAAGAGCAAAACCGAACAAGAGGAGGAGGUGGACGAGGUGGAUGCCAAGCCGAAGAACCGGCUUCUGCCACCGGAUCAGGCGGAACUCACAGUGGCGGCGGCCAUGGCACGUCGACGCGAUGCCAAGAGCCUGGCCACCGACGGCCACAUAUAUUUCCCGCUGCUCAAGAUCAGCGAGGAUCCGCACAUUGAUUCGAAGCUGAUCAAUCGCAAGGAUGGCCUCCAGGACACCAUGUAUUAUUUGGACGAGUUCGGCAGUCCCAAGUUGCGGGAGAAGUUCGCCCGCAAGCAGAAGCAGCUGCUCGCCAAGCAGCAGAAGCAGAUGAUGAAACGGGAGCGGAGGAGCGAGGAGCAGCGCAAGAAGCGAAACACCACCGUGGCAUCCAACUUGGCGGCCAGCGGAGCGGUGGUGGACGACACCAAAGAUGAUUACAAACAACAACCACACUGUGAUACUAGCUCUAGGAGCAAACAUAACUCGGUACCCAAUCCACCCAGCGGCCACCUCCAUCAGAACCACAACCACCUCGUUGUGGAUGUGCAAGAGGAUGUGGCUGAUGUGAAUGUGGUUGCCACCAGCGACGUGGACAGUGGUGCCGUCAAGAUGCGCCGCCACAGCCACGACAACCACUACGACCGAAUCCCCCGGAGCAAUGCUGCCACCAUCACCACCCGCCCUCAAAUCGACCACCAGUCCCAGAACACCGAGGACGUGGAGCAAGGAGCCGAGCCCCAAAUCGACGGCGAGCCAGAUCUGGACGCGGAUGCGGAUGCGGACAGCGAUGGGAGUGGCGAGAACGUUAAGACUGCCAAAUUGGCCAGAACACAGUCCUGCGUCAGUUGGACCAAAGUGGUGCAAAAGUUCAAGAACAUACUAGGCAUGAAACAACUGAUCGGCAAGCUGAACGACCUGUGGCCCGAGCACAGCGUUGCACUGUCCAUUCCAAAGGAGGUCGAUAGGAGCAAGGAGAAGCUGGAGGGCGCCUGGGAGACGACAGGUCGCGAUGGUUCUAAAAUCACAACAGUUGUUGCAACACCCGGCCAAGGCACCGAUCGCGUACAAGAGGUCUCCUAUACAGACACAAAGGUCAUCGGCAAUGGCAGCUUCGGCGUCGUGUUCCAGGCCAAGCUCUGCGAUACCGGCGAACUGGUGGCAAUCAAAAAAGUUUUACAAGACAGACGAUUUAAGAAUCGCGAAUUGCAAAUAAUGCGCAAACUGGAGCAUUGUAAUAUUGUGAAGCUUUUGUACUUUUUCUAUUCGAGUGGUGAAAAGCUGGCCGAGUUCCCCAUCGAUUUGGGCAUAUUCGCGAGUGUGCUGAAGCCCCAGCGUGAUGAAGUAUUUUUGAAUUUAGUCCUCGAAUAUAUACCAGAAACCGUAUACAAAGUGGCUCGCCAAUAUGCCAAAACCAAGCAAACGAUACCAAUCAACUUUAUUCGGCUCUACAUGUAUCAACUGUUCAGAAGCUUGGCCUACAUCCACUCGCUGGGCAUUUGCCAUCGUGAUAUCAAGCCGCAGAACCUUCUGCUCGAUCCGGAGACGGCUGUGCUGAAGCUCUGUGACUUUGGCAGCGCCAAACAGCUGCUGCACGGCGAGCCGAAUGUGUCGUAUAUCUGCUCCCGGUAUUACCGCGCCCCCGAGCUCAUCUUUGGCGCCAUCAAUUAUACAACAAAGAUCGAUGUGUGGAGUGCCGGUUGCGUUUUGGCCGAGCUGCUGCUGGGCCAGCCCAUCUUCCCUGGCGAUUCCGGUGUGGAUCAGCUCGUCGAGGUCAUCAAGGUCCUGGGCACACCGACAAGAGAACAGAUACGCGAGAUGAAUCCAAACUACACGGAAUUCAAGUUCCCCCAGAUUAAGAGUCAUCCAUGGCAGAAAGUUUUCCGUAUACGCACUCCUACAGAAGCUAUCAACUUGGUGUCCCUGCUGCUCGAGUACACGCCCAGUGCCAGGAUCACACCGCUCAAGGCCUGUGCACAUCCGUUCUUCGAUGAGCUGCGCAUGGAGGGCAAUCACACCUUGCCCAACGGUCGCGAUAUGCCGCCGCUGUUCAACUUCACAGAGCAUGAGCUCUCAAUACAGCCCAGCCUAGUGCCGCAGUUGUUGCCCAAGCAUCUGCAGAACGCAUCCGGACCUGGCGGCAAUCGGCCCUCGGCCGGCGGAGCAGCCUCCAUUGCGGCCAGCGGCUCCACCAGCGUCUCGUCAACGGGCAGUGGUGCCUCGGUGGAAGGAUCCGCCCAGCCACAGUCGCAGGGCACAGCAGCAGCUGCGGGAUCCGGAUCGGGCGGAGCAACAGCAGGAACCGGCGGAGCGAGUGCCGGUGGACCCGGAUCCGGCAACAACAGCAGCAGCGGCGGAGCAUCGGGAGCGCCGACCGUGGCUGCCGGAGCCAAUGCCGCCGUCGCUGGUGGUGGUGGCGGAGCCGGUGCGGCGACCGCAGCUGCCACAGCAACUGGCGCUAUAGGCGCGACUAACGCCGGCGGCGCCAAUGUAACAGGCUCGCAGUCGAACAGCGCCCUCAACAGCAGCGGAAGUGGCGGAAGCGGAAACGGAGAGGCAGCCGGCUCGGGUUCCGGAUCCGGUUCGGGCUCAGGAGGCGGGAACGGCGGGGAUAACGACGCUGGCGACAGUGGAGCAGCCGCAUCUGGAGGCGGAGCAGCAGAAACCGAGGCAGCGGCGUCGGGUUAGCGCGAGCGAGGAGCUCUUUCAAUGUAAUGUUAUUAGCAGGUUUUUCGCUCGGCCCGGGGAUUCAGUUAACCCAUUUCGGCCAAGAGCGAGAUGACAACACCACACACACACACGCAGCUACACUCGAAAUAUGAAAGAGAGGUCGGAUGUUCCCCAGCAGAAGCUAUGAGUAAAUGAAAUGAGACAAAGGAAUUCACACACACAAAACGCCCAGUACCCUUACACACCCACACAACAAUAAACCCAACCCCACACACACACACCAACACAAACACACACACACACACACACACACAUGUAUGUAUGUAUAUCUAGCUAUAUGCAUUGGGCGCAAGCAAAUAUUUAGCAUAAAAUCGAAAUAAAACCAAAAAUCCACUUUAAACUAUGCAUAAAUAAUUAAAAUAAUUAUCUGUACUAUUAAAGACAAAGAGAAAUCCCGGAUGGAAUGUUGAGAAAUAAUCGGAAGACCCCUCGCCCGCGUCCCCAACCUUCAAUAUAGUAAAUAACACUUAACAACCAGCUCGCGGAACGUAAUAUAACUUAAGUAAAAAUGCAGAAGAAACUCGAAUGAAUACUUAGUGAAAUAAAUCAAAAUUUUUGCCCAUUUAACGUUUAUAUAUAUGCGCGGUUAUACAAAUAUAUAACGAUCACAGCAGUUAGCAAUCCAUAGUAAAAGUAAACAAUUAAAGGCGGCAAGUAAGAGGAACUAGCAAAAGGGCGGAUACAACAUAAACUAAACUCGCGCAAGUGCAUCUAUAUGAAUACGAUAUAGAUAUUAUAUAAACAUAGAUAUAUAUAUAUAUACGAGAUAUUAACAAGAGUAGUAGUCCCAGUAGCAACCCCCGACCCUCGACCCGAACCACUCAAACCCAAUCCUUGAACCGGAAACUCCCCAGAUAACGAGAAAAAGAAAGAGAAAGAAAAAAGAAAGAAAGAAAGAAGAAUAACAACUCUCCACGAAUAGCAACAUUUUCCGUGGCCUGUUCUUAUGUAACGUAUAGCAAGUACGAUUAUCUAAGGAAGCGAUCGUCAAAAUGCAAUAUACACUAAACACUAUACAUAAAUACAAGAAAUAUAACAAAUUGAGCAACAAGUAAGUGAAUGUAUGAAUGAGUAAAACGCUUUUAGCGCGCGACGCCACCCAUUAACUUAAAUAAACAAUGCAAAUAAAUGAGGUAAUGAGAUAGUGGAGCCACAAUCUUGAUAUAUGUAAAAGUAAUCGACAAAGGACAUUUAGCUGCAAUUGAAAAUUUAAACUAAUUUAAUACAAAUUGAAGUAAAAUACAAUGAAACCGCUGAUGGUUUUAGUACGUAAGGCCUUAGAUCGAUCAACCGGAAACUCCUGCGCAACUAUAGUAUUGGUUCCAAUCUAUCUACUAUAUAUACCUAUGACAACCACCCAGUUAAACUGCUUAGAUCUCGUUUCCAAAAUUAUGUCUGCGAUUAUGUCCCAGCACUUUAACCCAUUUACAAGCAACUAAGUAAGCAAACAAACGCGAAAAAGAAACCAAAAGGCAAAGGGCAAAGGGCAAAAGCAAAAGCAAAACCAAGUCUAUUUGUAUGUAUUUCCAUAGAACUCCUUAUAUAUUGUACGAGAACAUAUUUUUUUUUUACUAACUAAAUGAUACAUUUAUACAAUUAAUGAACGUUGAGUUUUGUGGCAUCAAAACUAAUUAAAUUUAACUAUAUACAUAUAUGUACACACCCACACAAGAACACAAUCGAGCAUUCAGACAUACUCACACGCACAUACGUCUAUAAUUUCAAAUAAAUUAGAAUGAAAAAACCGAAGAUUUCCAAACUAAGCCCCAAACAUUUUAGUAAUAAUCUAAGUAAACAGCAGACAAGUUAUAUAAAUCUUUAAACACACCCACUCACACACACACACACCCACACACCACACACACUGUUUUUUUGUAUUUGAAAAUGUCAGCAGAUGGAAAAUGACAGCCCAAAUCAAUAUAUAUUCAAACAUAUAUAUGCAUAGAAAAACCAACUUAUAUAUGAUGAACAACUUCAGCGUUUCGCUUUAAUUAUGAGGCAACAACC